UCCCUUCCUGAGUGCCUUAAAGAUUGUGGUAGGUUAUUGGAACUGGAUGUGAAUAACUGCAAGAGGCUAAGAGAUAUACCAGAAUUACCCUCAAAUUUGCGGAAAAUAAAGGCAGAGAAUUGCAUUUCAUUAACUACAGAGUCAUUAGGCCAUUUAUGGUCUCAGGCAAAAAGGGAGUUCUUUGGCAUGAGUAUCAUUUUGCCAGCAACAACAUUUCCUGACUGGUUCCACAAUGGGUCUGAAGGAGGGAAAAUGUCUUUCCUUGCUCGUAGGAGUUUCCCUCACGUGGUCUUUGCGUUUGAGUUGGGGAAAGCCACCACUAGAAAGAGACAAGCCUUCCAUUUUUCUCUGAGCAUCAAUGGUCGUUUAAUACAAAGGAGAUACGAUGAUAUCACAAUUCCACAAGGUCAUGUGUCUUUAUUUAAUCUCGGAGUGGCUUUUGAGGGAGAAGACUGGAGGUGGCUUCAAAGAUUCAUGGAAUUGGAUUGGAAUGAUGUGGAGAUAAAAGUCAUUGGUUUAACGCCAGAUAUACCUGUGGUUAAGUGUGGAGUUUAUGUGUGCAAACAGCAAACAAACAUGGAGAAUAUCCAAUUCAAGUCUCCUAUGCUUUUCAUGAAUGCUUCAACAACUGCACUGAAACGAAGAGCCAUAGCUUCUCCUAAUGAACCACCCAAGAAAGUCCUGAGAAAGCUCAAGACUACUGAUAAAUGAAAGAUCAAUAACAUAAAGAAAGGUUCAAGGAGAAAUAAACGACACCAAAUGUUUCAUUCCCGCUGCAAGAGAAGGAUGGUUUUUCCAAUA
This is a messenger RNA of Neltuma alba, 801 nucleotides long. RefSeq lists its product as uncharacterized. Bases 187 to 711 code for a protein of 174 amino acids. The record is from RefSeq and is a predicted model, not a curated record. Lineage: Eukaryota; Viridiplantae; Streptophyta; Magnoliopsida; Fabales; Fabaceae. The transcript is spliced from 3 exons.